AUGUACUAUAAAAUUCGGCCUUCAACGGGCAAGCUGGAAGAGCAAAUAGCUGAGACUAAGAAGUUCCUUGAUGACUCCAACUAUGAAGAUAACAUAGAGAUUCCCUCAAACUUCGGUCUCAAAAAGUUAUGGGGAAAGUGGCGGCGAAAAAGAAAAUCAACCCGAGCACCAAUAGUAGAAACAACAAAACCAGCUGACCCAGGCACCUCCACCGCUAUACCGACCUCAAUUGGAACUCCUUCAACUUCCACCGCUAUUCCAACAUCAACUGGUCCAACAACAUCUCCAGCUAUACCAACUUCCACAGAACAGCCAACCACAUCUCCAGCUAUACCAACUUCAACAGAACCGCCAACCACAUCUCCAGCUAUACCAACUUCAACAGAACAGCCAACAACAUCUCCAGCUAUACCAACUUCAACAGAGCCGCCAACAACAUCUCCUGCGAUACCUUCAUCCACAACCACAACACAACAGCCAACAACAUCUCCAGCUAUACCAACUUCCACAGAACAGCCAACCACAUCUCCAGCUAUACCAACUUCAACAGAACAGCCAACAACAUCUCCAGCUAUACCAACUUCAACAGAGCCGCCAACAACAUCUCCUGCGAUACCUUCAUCCACAACCACAACACAACAGCCAACAACAUCUCCAGCUAUACCAACUUCCACAGAACAGCCAACCACAUCUCCAGCUAUACCAACUUCAACAGAACCGCCAACCACAUCUCCAGCUAUACCAACUUCAACAGAACAGCCAACAACAUCUCCAGCUAUACCAACUUCAACAGAGCCGCCAACAACAUCUCCUGCGAUACCUUCAUCCACAACCACAACACAACAGCCAACAACAUCUCCAGCUAUACCAACUUCCACAGAACAGCCAACCACAUCUCCAGCUAUACCAACUUCAACAGAACAGCCAACAACAUCUCCAGCUAUACCAACUUCAACAGAACCGCCAACAACAUCUCCUGCGAUACCUUCAUCCACAACCACAACACAACAGCCAACAACAUCUCCAGCUAUACCAACUUCAACCACAACCACAACACAACAGCCAACAACAUCUCCAGCUAUACCAACUUCAACAGAACAGCCAAGCACAUCUCCAGCUAUACCAACUUCAACAGAACAGCCAACAACAUCUCCAGCUAUACCAACUUCAACAGAACCGCCAACAACAUCUCCUGCGAUACCAUCAUCCACAACCACAACACAACAGCCAACAACAUCUCCAGCUAUACCAACGUCAACAGAACAGCCAACAACAUCUCCUGCGAUACCAACUUCAACAGAACAGCCAACAACAUCUCCAGCUAUACCAACUUCAACAGAACCGCCAACCACAUCUCCAGCUAUACCAACUUCAACAGAACAGCCAACAACAUCUCCAGCUAUACCAACUUCAACAGAACAGCCAACAACAUCUCCAGCUAUACCAACUUCAACAGAACCGCCAACAACAUCUCCUGCGAUACCAUCAUCCACAACCACAACACAACAGCCAACAACAUCUCCAGCUAUACCAACUUCCACAGAACAGCCAACCACAUCUCCAGCUAUACCAACUUCAACAGAACAGCCAACAACAUCUCCAGCUAUACCAACUUCAACAGAGCCGCCAACAACAUCUCCUGCAAUACCUUCAUCCACAACCACAACACAACAGCCAACAACAUCUCCAGCUAUACCAACUUCCACAGAACAGCCAACCACAUCUCCAGCUAUACCAACUUCAACAGAACAGCCAACAACAUCUCCAGCUAUACCAACUUCAACAGAGCCGCCAACAACAUCUCCUGCGAUACCUUCAUCCACAACCACAACACAACAGCCAACAACAUCUCCAGCUAUACCAACUUCCACAGAACAGCCAACCACAUCUCCAGCUAUACCAACUUCAACAGAACCGCCAACCACAUCUCCAGCUAUACCAACUUCAACAGAACAGCCAACAACAUCUCCAGCUAUACCAACUUCAACAGAGCCGCCAACAACAUCUCCUGCGAUACCUUCAUCCACAACCACAACACAACAGCCAACAACAUCUCCAGCUAUACCAACUUCCACAGAACAGCCAACCACAUCUCCAGCUAUACCAACUUCAACAGAACAGCCAACAACAUCUCCAGCUAUACCAACUUCAACAGAGCCGCCAACAACAUCUCCUGCGAUACCUUCAUCCACAACCACAACACAACAGCCAACAACAUCUCCAGCUAUACCGACUUCAACUGGAACUCCAACAACAUCUCCAGCCAUUCCAAUAUCUCCAACUACAACACCUGCUAUAACUUCAAGUACUGCAACUACACGAAACAAUCUGUGUAUAAAUUUUCCUCAUCUUCCGAUUUGCCAAAAUGCAUAA
Drosophila serrata is the source of this 2373-nucleotide messenger RNA. RefSeq names its product mucin-2. The record is from RefSeq and is a predicted model, not a curated record. NCBI's taxonomy places the organism in Eukaryota, Metazoa, Arthropoda, Insecta, Diptera, Drosophilidae.